GGGAGGGGCCCCCGGCCGGUGACUCUCGGAUCCGGAGCUGCUCCCGAAGCUUUCAUGCCUUGACCGGCCAGGCCGCUGGUCUGGUGUUCAUGGAAGCGGCUUCCCCCGUCCGGAGGGAACCUCCAGCGGUCAGGCCGUCCUUUUCUAUCAUUUCGUGAGGAACGGCUGUCGCCAAUGACCAAGAUGCCCCGGAACAGGGCCUUCUCCGAGCCCGAAUAUUCGGCAGAAUAUUCUGCCGACUAUUCAGUCAGCUUGCCCUCCGACCCCGAGCACGGGGUGGGCCGGACCCAUGAGGUGACCGUCAGGAGCUCCGGCUCGUGCCUCUGCCUGCCGCGUUUUAUGCGCCUCACGUUCGCCCCGGAGUCCCUCGAGAACCUCUAUCAGACCUACUUCCGGCGACAGCGCCAUGAGACCCUUCUAGUCUUGGUGGUCUUCGCUGCCCUUUUCGACUGCUACGUGAUCAUUACGUGCACGGUGGUCUACGCCUCAGAGAAGCUGGCCCCUAUUUUGGCCGCCUCGGUGGGCCUGGCGACCCAGAUCCUCCUCUUCGUCCUAUGCAAGUUCGAACUCUUGCCAGACAGAGUCACCCGGAAGUUCGUGCCUUACGUCUUGUGGAUCCUCAUCGUGGCCCAGAUAUUCUGCUACCUGGGGCUGAACUUCGCCCGCUACCAUGAGGCCAGCGACACGGUGGGCUGGCAAGCCUUCUUCGUCUUCUCCUUCUUCCUCACCCUCCCCUUGCGCCUGACGCCCAUCGUCCUGAUCUCGUCCAUCUCCUGCGGGAUCCACACGUUGGUACUGGGAGUGACCAUCGCUCAACAGCAGCAGGAGGUGAAAGUGGCCUAUGAAGAGAACUUGCUGUGGCAGAUCUUGUCCAAUGUGGCCAUCUACCUGUGUACCAUCUGUGUGGGCAUCAUGUCCUACUACAUGGCGGACCGGAAGCACCGCAAAGCCUUCCUGGAAGCGCGGCAAUCUCUCGAAGUCAAGCUGAAUCUCGAGGAACAGAGCCAGCAGCAGGAACGGCUGAUGCUUUCUAUUUUGCCCAAGCACGUUGCCGAUGAGAUGUUGAAGGACAUGAAGAAAGAUGCAAGCCAGAAGGAGAUGCAACAGUUUAACACCAUGUACAUGUACCGCCAUGAGAACGUCAGCAUCCUCUUCGCUGACAUUGUUGGUUUCACACAACUGUCGUCCGCCUGCAGCGCCCAAGAAUUGGUGAAGCUUCUGAACGAACUUUUUGCUCGCUUUGAUAAACUAGCAGCGAGGUACCACCAGCUACGGAUCAAGAUCCUAGGGGACUGCUACUACUGUAUUUGUGGACUGCCCGACUACCGCGAAGACCACGCCGUUUGUUCCAUCAUGAUGGGUCUUGCGAUGGUGGAGGCUAUUUCUUACGUACGAGAGAAGACCAAGACGAACGUCGACAUGCGUGUCGGUGUGCACAGUGGCGCCGUUCUGGGCGGGGUCCUGGGGCAGAAGCGUUGGCAAUAUGACGUCUGGUCCACCGAUGUGACCGUGGCUAACAAAAUGGAAGCCGGAGGGAUCCCAGGGCGUGUGCACAUUUCCCAGAGCACCAUGGACUGCUUGAAGGGAGAGUUUGAGGUGGAGCCAGGAGACGGCGGAUCACGGUGCGAAUACCUGAAGGAGAAAGGGAUUGUGACUUACCUCAUACUUCUCCCCGAACAGCCACUCAAGAAUGGGAUCAACGGGGUGAAAUUGUCCGUCUCGUCUUCCCACGGGAACUCUCCUCAGCUGAUCAACACCAAAGAAUGCAACGGGAGCAUAAACACGACCUGCACGUCCCCAGAUGAGGCAGAGGAAUUGGACACCAAGGUGGUGAACCCUUCCUUCCCCAACCCUCGGAGACGCCUGCGCUUGCGUGACCUGGCAGAGAGAGUGGUGGACGCUUCGGAGAACGAGCAGGAACUCAACAAGUUGCUGAAUGAGGCCUUGCUGGAGAGGGAGUCCGUGCAAGCACUGAAGGGCAGAUCCACCUUCCGCCUGUCCUUGCGCUUUAUUGACCCAGAGAUGGAGACCCGUUACUCCGUGGAGAAAGAAAAGCAGAGCGGGGCAGCCUUCAGCUGUUCGUGUGUCGUCCUUCUCUUCACUGCUGUGGUGGAAAUUUUCAUCGAUCGGAGGUUGGUGGCCAACUACGUGACCUUUGUUGUCGGUGAGGUUCUCUUGCUUAUCUUGACCCUUUGCUCUUUGGCUGCCAUCUUUCCCAGGGUUUUUCCUAGAAAGCUGGUGGCUUUUUCUACGUGGAUUGACCGGACCCGAUGGGCCAGGAAUACAUGGGCCAUGUCCGCCAUUUUUAUCCUUACCAUGGCAGACAUUGUUGAUAUGCUCAGUUGCCAGCAGUCUUACACCUUUCACAACGGCACAACGCCCGUGCUGUCUCACGGCGGUUGUGUGGAGAACCCCAAGUACUACAGCUACAUCGCCGUUUUGGCGCUCAUCGCCACCAUCAUGCUGGUACAAGUGAGCCACAUGGUCAAACUCACCCUGAUGUUGAUGAUCACAGGGGCCGUGGGGGUGGUGAACAUCCUCGCCUGGCAACAGAUCUUUGACGAAUACGACGAGAAGCGAUUCCGAGAGAGCCAAUACUUAAUGGUUGCGUCCAAGUAUUCCAUGACGGUGAUGAUUUCUGUGAUGAUGCUCAGUUUCUACUAUUUCUCCCGCCAUGUGGAGAAGCUGGCUAGGACUUUAUUCCUAUGGAAGAUUGACGUCCAUGAUCAGAAAGAACGUGUCUAUGAGAUGAGACGCUGGAACGAGGCCCUGGUCACCAACAUGCUGCCGGAUCACGUGGCGCGACACUUCCUGGGCUCCAAGAAACGGGAUGAGGAACUGUACAGCCAGUCGUACGACGAGAUCGGCGUCAUGUUUGCCUCCAUCCCAAAUUUUGCCGACUUCUAUACAGAGGAGAGCAUCAACAACGGCGGGAUUGAGUGCCUGCGCUUCCUCAACGAGAUCAUCUCGGAUUUCGAUGCCCUCCUGGACGACCCCCAGUUCCGGUGCAUCACCAAGAUCAAAACCAUCGGCAGUACCUACAUGGCAGCUUCUGGUGUGACCCCAGAUGCCAACACCAACAGUUAUAACAACGCUGUUAAGAAAGAAGAUCUUUCCGAAAAAGAGCGCUGGCAACACUUGGCGGAUCUCACAGACUUUGCCUUGGCCAUGAAAGAGACCUUGAUGAACAUCAACUACCAGUCCUUCAAUAACUUCAUGCUGCGAAUAGGCAUGAACAAAGGAGCCGUCCUGGCUGGAGUCAUCGGUGCCCGCAAGCCACACUAUGACAUUUGGGGGAACACGGUGAACGUGGCCAGCCGGAUGGAAUCGACGGGCGUCAUGGGAAACAUACAGGUUGUGGAAGAGACCCACCUCGUCCUGAAGGAGUACGGCUUCCGCUUCGUGCGCCGAGGGCACAUCUACGUCAAAGGCAAAGGCGACCUGCUGACGUACUUCAUGAAAGGGCGCGAGAAGCAGGGCUCCUUCGUCAACGGCUCCUGCGUGACCCUGCCCCACCAAGUGGUCGACAGCUCUUGAGCCGCCCCCCCUCGGGCUGUGCAUGCCAAUCACAUGGGGGGGAAGAGCCGGUGCUCCCCCUGCGGCCUGCCUGAAGGCACCACCGUUUUCAGCACCUGGGGUUUUAGGUGGAGAUGAUGGUUUUAUCCCACACCAACACCGUUAGAGUUACAGAAAGCCUGUCCCUUUCUUUCCAAAGGUUUGUUGUUAGUAGAGAGGCUCCCUUUACCGCAGGUGCGUCCGCAGUCGCCUCUUGAUGUAAACGUGGGGGAGUGGGAAAAGCCGUGUCCGGGGGAACGGGUCUCUGCCCCCGGCGCCCACGUGGCCUUCUUUGGGUUCGGAAGUGCACAACCGCCUCCGCCGCGCCACUUGCGUAGAUUGCCUGCGUUCUCUUUUUCAGUCCCAAUCAUGAGCCCAUGGCUGAUGGUUUCAGUUUUCCAUAGACUCGAUUUCGGCACAGAGUUUUGCUAAAGUAAACGCAAACUCCGGGUUUGGGUACGAACCGCUACCGCUUGGGCUGUCUGCCCCUGGUUCCCAGGAGAGCUUUACCCUCUUCUCGAAACCCCUGGAGGAAAGGAGGAGAAAGUAGGGAGGGGAGAGGAAAGGACCACGUGCAAUCUGUUCCAUUUAAAUCUGAGAUGUCCUGUUUCAGAUCUGUUAAAAUAUGAAUAAAUUUAUAUAAAGAGAUGCAGAUUAUAUUUUUAACUGUCUUAACCUGAAAGCGAGCCGCCUCUAAAUCGUGACGCCUUGCAACCUUUCGCUGCUCUCACCUCUACUGAUGCUUUAAAAGGGAGAGAGUGAUCUGGUUCCCAGACUGUUUUUUUAAACUCAACGGCUUUGUCGGGUUAUGUUGGAAGGAAGGAAUGUAAUCAGUUUCUUUAGUUUCUCGAAUAGAAAUCUGUUCAAUUUUAAA
Messenger RNA from Pogona vitticeps (central bearded dragon), 4429 nucleotides. It is a transcript of the gene ADCY3, whose product is annotated as adenylate cyclase 3. Gene Ontology annotation, biological process: adenylate cyclase-activating G protein-coupled receptor signaling pathway; intracellular signal transduction; cAMP biosynthetic process. Lineage: Eukaryota; Metazoa; Chordata; Lepidosauria; Squamata; Agamidae. Gene Ontology annotation, molecular function: adenylate cyclase activity. The record is from RefSeq and is a predicted model, not a curated record. Gene Ontology annotation, cellular component: plasma membrane.